AUGAUUUUGGCGCAGCUUCCAAGGAUUCAUUUCUCCAUCUUCGCGAAAUCCCAUUUCUCUCUCUCUUCUUCGCAUUUCAAUUUCAUAAACCCUAAGCCUCCGGUUUCAGUAGCCAGAACCCUCUUUUCAUUCGCGGCUAAAUCCAAUAUCGCCACUGUUGAGCCCAUACCACUGCCGGUAUCGGAUUCAUCGGAUCUGGAUGAUGCUCCAGUGGAGAUUUCGCUGGACAAGCUCUUUAUCCCACCGGAGACGGAUAUCUCCGGCGACGACCCGUCGACUCUAACGGCUAGGAUACUGAAAGGUUCGAAUAUAGUGCUCAGCAAGUACGCGAGAGACGCGCAGGUGGUUCAGGCCGACUACGUGAAGAGCAGUGUCAAGACGGAGGAUUGUCCGGCCGAUGGGAUACCGGAGUUUGCGCUCGUCGGGAGAUCCAAUGUUGGGAAGUCCUCGCUCCUCAAUUCGUUGGUGAGGAGGAAACGCCUUGCCUUGACCUCUAAGAAACCUGGAAAGACGCAAUGCAUUAAUCAUUUCAGGAUCAACGACAAUUGGUACUUGGUAGAUUUGCCUGGCUACGGGUACGCAUCAGCACCGCACGAAAAGAAAGUAGACUGGAACAAAUUCACCAAAGACUAUUUCCUGAACCGAUCAACAUUAGUCUCAGUGUUUUUGCUAGUUGAUGCCAGCAUUCCUCCGAAGCAGAUCGAUCUCGACUACGCUAGCUGGCUUGGUCAAAACCAGGUUCCGAUGACUAUGGUAUUCACGAAAUGCGACAAGAGGAAGAAGAAGAAGAACGGAGGGAAGAGACCGGAGGAGAAUAUAAAGGAAUUCCAAGAUUUGAUACAAGGAUUCUUUGAGACAACACCACCGUGGAUUAUGACCAGCAGUGUGACAAAUCAAGGUCGGGACGAGAUAUUGUUGCAUAUGGCUCAGCUAAGAAACUACUGGCUCAAACACUAA
Messenger RNA from Microthlaspi erraticum, 957 nucleotides. The record is from the annotation of a GenBank genome assembly. NCBI's taxonomy places the organism in Eukaryota, Viridiplantae, Streptophyta, Magnoliopsida, Brassicales, Brassicaceae.